AGGCCCCAAAAAGUACUUGUUUUUAAUAGAAAUGACACAUGAGUAAUUGUAGAACAUUUCCUUAAUUAAUAAAUUAAUAAGUUGACAAUAUCCUAUGUGACAAAUUGUAACAUCACCCAUAUUAAAACAAAACAAAAAACUCUCUCCCUGAAAAAUAAACCUUUCUUGACCCCCAUGUUUCUUCCCAUCCAUCACUGCAUUUUUCUACUCCAUUUGAUAGCAGAACUCCCUACAAAUGGGAUGCAUAUUGUCUCUACUUCCUGUUCCCACUUGUUUCUCAUCUAAUCAGACAUUUUUCUCCAAAACUCUACUGAGAUAUCUUUCAUCGAAGUCACCAGUGACAUCACAUUGUCACAUUCAAUAAUCAGUUCUUAGUCCUUAUCCUGACCUACCAUUAAUCUCUGACACAGAUGAUCACUCCUUUUUUCUUGUCACACUUUCUUCACUUCAUACCACAUCUCAUGGUUUUCUUACUACUUCAGGCAAUUCUCGUUCUCAGUCUCCUGCAUUGGAUGCUCCUCAUCUUCCCAACUUCCAACUGAGUUGCCCCAGAGCUUAGUCACUGGAAUCCUUGUCUUUGCUUCUCUCCCAGUUCUAUCAUUUCAGUAAAUGGCACUAGCAUUUACGUGAUGUCUUAUAAAUGUCCACGUUUUCACGACUAGCUUAUUCCAAAUUAUAAGACUUCCUUAUAGAUGAAAAAUGGACAUUGAGUAAGAAACAUAUUCCCUUCUUUAUCCCAAACUUAGAAGAAGCAAACAAGCAAGCCACAAAACAAAACCAACUUCUCAGAAAAACAUCUAAACUUUGUCCUUGGGACCACUACUGAGGUUGUCAAUGAUCUUCCAGGGGCACACAUUUCCUUGGAAUCCAAAUGAAAUGAUACUGGUCAAGAGGCUGUUUGCCUUAGGUGUAAGGUUACAUAGACAGGGUGUGUGUUUGCACAGAAAAAUCUUUACUGUGACAAUCAGAGCACCUACACAUAAGAAGAACACACUUGAAGGAAGCUAUGCAGCCUGGAGGUGUCAGCAGGAGAAAAUCUAGUCUUCUGGGACAGGAGGAAGUUUAGGGGCAGUUUUUGGCCACUUUAUGAUUUGGGGAGAUUCUUGUUCUUGAAUAAGCUCACAAAGGUUUGAUCAAAAAACAAAGAUGUAGAUAGGCAGGGAGGAAGGAGAUUUCGUCUUCAUUCUUGUUUUCUGUAAGCCACCAUUGGCAAGACUACCUACGUGUAGGCAUGGGAACCAGUUAAAGAAAGUGUUGAUUCACUGGAGUGAAGCUGAGAACUCAGUGGCCUUUGUGUGUGGUGAAUGUGUCCGGAAAAGCAAAGAAGAGCAAGAUUCUCCUGUGGAGUUUCUCAUCUCCAUGGCGGUAGGUGCCGACAGCUUUAGAGAAAGCACGAAGGAGCAGAAAGAAAAGAACCCUGAGAUGUCUAGCUACAGUGCUCUUAGAAGAUGAAAAGGACAUGGGGUUUUGAUCAGAACUUCAUUAUCUGUAACUAAGCAGCUCAACUGAACUUCUGCCCUUCCACAACGUAGCUGAACCUGCCUCUGAGCACGGCAAAUGCCCCACUCCAACUAAAGGUGGAGCUAAAAUAAAGGAGUUGAAUCUGAAAUAGCGUCCCUGUCAGUUCUGUGCUAGCCUGGGAAACACACAAGGAAGAACAAUCUCCUGUGGAAGAGAGAGGACGGCGGAAGGUGAGGACUACCUAUUACGGCAACCAGAAUGUCUUAACUGAAAACCUAAACCAACAAACACCAACACAUCUAGAACUAUUACUACUACGAAACUCAGCUGGAUGCCCCAAGGGUACAGGAAAGAAUGAGCUAUUACGGCAGCAGCUAUCCGAUUGUAAAUGUGGACCCCAAAUACCCAGGCUACCCGCCAGAGCAUGUUAUAGCUGAGAAGAGAAGAGCGAGAAGACGCCUGCUCCACAAAGAUGGCAGUUGCAAUGUGUACUUCAAGCACAUUUUUGGAGAAUGGGGAAGCUAUGUGGUCGACAUUUUCACCACUCUUGUAGACACCAAGUGGCGCCAUAUGUUUGUGAUAUUUUCUUUAUCUUAUAUUCUCUCCUGGUUGAUAUUUGGCUCUAUCUUUUGGUUAAUAGCCUUUCAUCAUGGAGAUCUGUUAAAUGAUCCGGACAUUACACCCUGUGUUGACAACGUCCAUUCUUUUACAGGCGCGUUUUUAUUCUCCCUUGAGACCCAAACUACCAUAGGUUAUGGUUACCGCUGUGUCACUGAAGAAUGCUCUGUGGCAGUGCUCAUGGUGAUUCUUCAGUCCAUUUUAAGCAGCAUCAUAAAUACCUUCAUUAUUGGAGCUGCCUUGGCCAAAAUGGCAACCGCUCGAAAGAGAGCACAAACCAUUCGGUUCAGCUAUUUUGCACUCAUUGGCAUGAGAGAUGGGAAGCUUUGCCUCAUGUGGCGCAUUGGUGAUUUCCGACCAAACCAUGUGGUAGAAGGCACAGUUAGAGCCCAACUUCUCCGUUACACAGAAGACAGCGAAGGGCGGAUGACAAUGGCAUUUAAAGACCUAAAGUUAGUCAAUGACCAGAUCAUCCUUGUCACACCAGUAACUAUUGUCCAUGAAAUUGACCAAGAGAGCCCUCUGUAUGCCCUUGACCGAAAAGCAGUGGCCAAAGAUAACUUUGAGAUUUUGGUGACAUUUAUCUAUACUGGUGAUUCCACUGGGACAUCCCACCAAUCCAGAAGUUCCUAUGUUCCCCGAGAAAUUCUCUGGGGGCAUAGGUUUAAUGAUGUCUUGGAAGUUAAGAGAAAGUAUUACAAAGUGAACUGUUUGCAGUUUGAGGGAAGUGUUGAAGUCUAUGCUCCCUUUUGCAGUGCCAAACAAUUGGACUGGAAAGACCAGCAGCUCCACAACAUGGAGAAAGCCCCACCAGUCCGAAGCUCCAGCACAUCAGAUACCAAGGUCAGAAGAAGGUCAUUUAGUGCAGUUGCCAUUGUCAGCAGCUGUGAAAACCCAGAGGAGACCACCACCUCUGCCACAGAUGAGUGUAAAGAAGCACCUUAUCAGAAAGCUCUCCUGACUUUAAAUAGAAUCUCUGUAGAAUCCCAAAUGUAGUCCUAAAUUAUAAUUACAAGGGCUUCCACUCAAUCGUUAAACUCUCUAGCCAAUCACCUUAAGGCAAGUAGUUAUAAUCAGGGUUUCUCAAGAAUGUUAUAUAGUAUGUUUGAUAGUGAUGGGGGGGUAAGAGCAGGUUAAAAUCGAUAAAAGAUAAUCUAAAAAUUACAUAGUUUCCAAUCAUUUGAACUUUUUUUUUGGCUAGCAGAUUUUGUAUUACAAAAGCUAUUAAGAACCUAAUUGAUUUUAAAUUUCAUCUCUUUUAUUGUCCCAUAUACUUGUAUCUUCAAUUGGAGGUGUAAUAUUCAGUAAUGGGGAUCAAAGGUAAGGUAUUGGAAUAAAUAAAAAUAGGAAGAUAGGCAGCCAGCAUGAAUAACAAAUUUUUAAGUGUGUCAAAAUUGAUGGUAUAAUGAGUGAUUUCCUAUAAAAGUGUCAUGUCAUCUAACUGAGAUAUGCAAGAUAUGCAUUCAGUAGAUGGUAAUGUUGAGAUAUUUAAGCUGGUUCGAUGUUUGUCGCUCAUAGUGUCUUGGUAUCAGCAGGCAGAGGUAGUGGCUGUAAGAAAUAGGCAAUGCCCCCAAUUCAGACAGUUCUUCCACUGCCACUUGCCUGGAUAAUGAUCAAUGAGUGCUAGAAACUAUUUUUCCUCUAACCCUUUAGGCAGAAGAAAAGUUGACACUAUUAUUCAGAGCAGUAUUUCUCUCUUAAAUGCCCUGGUUGACUCCAACAAAUGGCUUUAUAUGCAAGAGCAGAAAUAAGGCGACUAGAACCUUUCUAGGUUCUCUGACAAGGGGGCUUCCUAUGCCCACCUCCCACCUUCUCCAAGGACAACAGGAAGGAACAGGAUCAUAGAGAUGGGGUGAGGGAAUAGGUGGAAGUAUAAACAUUCUCAGCUAUUUAGGAAAAAAGCUGUGCAUGUGUCUGAAUGACUGAAGCUUGGGCUGGGACCUUUAUUUGGAAGGGAGGUGGGCAAGGGGAAAGGUAUUUAUUUGCGCCCAGAAGCAGUUGUGUAUGAUUCCUGUCUUGGUCAUUUUAUAAGACAUAAAUGACUUGAAUUGUGGAUUUUAAGAAACUCAUCCAUUGAACUUGGAACAAUCAUUUAAACUGAAGAUUUUGUGAAAUCUAAUUAAGGUGAUUUAAAUGCACAAUAUUAAGUGGAUAUGCUGAGCGCCAGAGAAUUGCUUAAAUUUUAGGAUAUGAGAUAAAUUUGUAUACUCUAUUUCCAUGUUAAAAGAUGUUAAUCAUGAUUAUUUGAACUGCAAAUCCAAUCACUUAUGAGUGAAGAGUCAGUCACUUUAAGCAUUAUAAAUUGAAGAGUUAUUAGCUACAUUCAGAAUUAUCUGUUUUGUUUUGUUUUACAUUAUUGCUAAGCUGGCAAUAUGUAUAUGCCACAGCUUUUUAUUUGUUUACUUUAUUUAAAUAUAUAUAUGUGCACAUAUAGUUUUUGUUUUUUCUGGAAAAUCUCUCUCCCUUUCUCCCUUUUCAUUUACGUUAAAGCACACAAGCAAAUUGAAUCACAUAGUCCACAAUUACCGAUAAAAGUAAAAUAUGGAGGAAUAUAAAGUUUUUCUUCUUUUUCCUUCUUCCUUCCUUCCUCCUUUCCUUCCUUUCUUUUGCCUAUGAGCAGUAAAGUUCCUUUUUAAAUGCACAUGUACAAAUCUUUUAUUCUCAUUAUUUUAUGGACAAGAGAUUUGUUCAGGUCACAAGUUGUAAAACUGUCCUGAAGCUUACUAUCGGAGAUCUAAAUAGUGCAUAUUUUUUUUCUGUCUUGCUUCACGAAAGCAGAACUCAUUUUUUAAAUUGCACCUGCCCUAUAGAUUUGGAUUUUGUAGCAGCAAUUACUCAGCUAAAUUAGAGUCCAACAAUCCACUACGUAGAAACAACUACCACCACAAUAAACAAAAAUGUCUUUAUUUUUUCCUUUUGUUAGCUUGUUUCACAUCCACCUAGUCUCAUUGCACUUUGCUUUACUUCCUGGACUCUGCCUGUCUGUGAUCUUGCUUUGUCAGUUCAGAAUAGAGACAUCAAUGCCCAGUAAGUACAUUCUGUUGUACCAUGUGAUUCCAUCAUCAAAUUCUCUUGCCCAGAAUAGAAUGCAAAAUUGACAUUCCCAUGUAAUAUUUAUAAUUUUCUGUUUAGAUUUAUAACAUACCUUGACACGCCAAUGAGUUACUUGAUAAUAAAGAUCUUAAAAUAGUGCAAAAAGUGUGUGCAUAUGCCUAUAUUCCAGGUAGCAUAAAUUCUAUUUGCAGAUAUGGUCAGCUGUAGGUACGGUGCACCAAAAAUAAGAUUGCCGCCUCAUAGAAUUAGAACAUAGGCAGAAUUACAAACCAUUUUUAUGGGUUUUUAACAGCUUGUAGAACAGCUAUAUCUGAAUUAACAACUAAGUGCUUCUGUGAGCAUUGCAAGAAGGCUCUGUGCAAAAUGACAUUUCUAGUUUCAAAUGUUCUGUCACUGAUGAGAAGUAGGUUAAAUAUUGUUUCUUGUGGCAUCUAUUUUCUCCCUAAAGAUGGAAUUAUUCAGUGGACUUAAUUAGAUGGAAAACAGAUUGAGGCAUCAAGGCACUGCUCUAUGGUGUGAAAAAGCCUGUGAACCGGGCCCUCGAGGAGUGAGGGAGAGAGAAGGGAAUGCUGUUUUCAUGGACCACCAGUUCAUCAAGUGCUAAUGGGUGUGUUAUACAGAUACACUUUCUUCCCACAACAAAACAGCAAGGUAGAGAUUUUUAACUACCAUGUCAUCAAAUAUCUCAUUCUUUGCUUCUUCCUGACUAAAGAAUUCCCAUUUGGGACAACAAUUUGCCCAGGUUAAAAGAGAAAAAGAAAAUUACGGCGAUGCUUCUCAGUCUCCCUACCAGCUAGGCAGAGGGGGGGCGCUUAAGUGGCGUGGUUCUGGCCUAUGAGAUGGCAGCAGAACUCUCUGGAUGUGAGCUUUAAGAAAGCUCUUCUGGGACCAGCCCAGUUCCACAGCGGUUAAGUGCUCAUGUUCCGCUUAGGCGGCCCAGGGUUUGCCAGCUCAGAUCCCAGAUGCAGACAUGGCACCACUUGGCAAGCCAUGCUGUGGUGGG
This is a messenger RNA of Equus quagga, 6136 nucleotides long. It is a transcript of the gene KCNJ16, whose product is annotated as potassium inwardly rectifying channel subfamily J member 16. NCBI's taxonomy places the organism in Eukaryota, Metazoa, Chordata, Mammalia, Perissodactyla, Equidae. The coding region runs from base 1816 to 3075 and encodes 419 amino acids. Gene Ontology annotation, molecular function: inward rectifier potassium channel activity. Gene Ontology annotation, biological process: regulation of monoatomic ion transmembrane transport; potassium ion import across plasma membrane. The record is from RefSeq and is a predicted model, not a curated record. The transcript has 4 exons. Gene Ontology annotation, cellular component: plasma membrane.